Anopheles coustani is the source of this 923-nucleotide messenger RNA. Its product is annotated as 30 kDa salivary gland allergen Aed a 3-like. The transcript has 4 exons. NCBI's taxonomy places the organism in Eukaryota, Metazoa, Arthropoda, Insecta, Diptera, Culicidae. The record is from RefSeq and is a predicted model, not a curated record. Bases 63 to 833 code for a protein of 256 amino acids.
CACUUUGUUCAUCUCUGCAAAACUGUCUCCAAAGUGACCGCUAGUUCCUACCACCCGCUAAAAUGAAGUUCCUGCUAGUGCUGGCCGGUGUGCUCUGCGUAGCGCUGAUCGUAUCCGCCCGACCAGCGGACGAGGAAGCCGAUCAGGGGACCGGAACGGACGUAGGUGAUGCAGAUGCGGGUGCGCAAGAGGGCGAUGAUGAAGCGGCAGCUGGAGACGAUACUGAAACGGACGGGGACCAGGAAACAGAGGAUGGCGAAGGAACUGGCGAUACCGAAGGAGCUGAUGAUGCCACGGAUGAAGGUGGAGACGAUGCCGAAGGAGAUGGUGAUGCUGCCGAGGGUGAUGAGGGCAGUGAGGAUGGAGAGGCUGGAGAUGGUGAAGAGGGUGGUGAGGCUGGAGAUGGUGAAGAGGGUGGUGAGGAUGGAGAGGGCGGUGACGGCGAAGAAGGCCGAGAAGGUGGUGCUAAGGAAACGGCCCGGAACACCUACCGCCAGGUGCACAAGCUGCUGAAGAAGAUCAUGAAGGUGGACAUGAAGGACAAAUAUCUUAAAUCGUACGUCGUAGGCCGCCUGCAGGAGCGUUUGAUGAACCCGACGAUCGAUCUGGUCAACACGAUCGAAAAGUACUCGAAGAUCAAAUCGUGCUUCAGCUCGCUGGAAAAAGACGUCCAAGGGCUGGUGAAGGAAUCGGAAAAGUCCUACGCGGAGUGCAAGAAGGAGAACAGCAACGGUGACUGCGGCAACGAGGGAACGCGCGAGCUCGACGAGGGCCUGAUCGAUCGCGAGCAGGAGCUAUCGGAUUGCAUCGUGGAUAAGCGUGAUGCCGAGUAGGGGCAGACCUGAAGCUGAACCGAGCGUUUCUUUUUCAUUUGUCAAAGGAGCUGCUAGUGAAUAAAAUUUUAUGUAUUUCUGACACUGCAA